AUGACGCAGCCAAUUCGCGGCAGGGCUAUUUUCGCCGCCUUAAUCAAUCAUAACACCAAGCCAUCAUCGUCUCGUACGACAGGUUUUUCGAUAAUAUUUUUAACUUUGAUGGCUGUGCUGCUAGUGUUAUUAAAUUCUUCUAGGAUUGAAUGUAAAUUGAAUAAGCUAGGUGAGGACAGUAUUACAUGUGAGGGAAUGAGAGCAAAUGAUACGAGUGUUUGUUCAGGGAGAGGAGCAUGUAUUUCAUUGAAUAACUGUUCUUGUUCGAGUGGUUAUGAGGGUAGUAAUUGUCAAUUGGAAAUAUCGCCAACUUUUUGCGAUAGAAUUAUUAAUUGCACUGGUCAUGGAGAGUGCAAUAUUAAGGGAGAAUGUGAAUGCCACUCAAGUAUUAAGGAGGGAUUUUGGACAGGCCGUUCAUGUAGUUCAUGUCAAUCAGAGUAUCAUGGUGAGAAGUGUUCAUCAAGGGUUGUAGGACCAGCAGUGAUAUCGUCAGAUUUUAAGGGUAUAACCUUUUAUCUGCAUUCACCUUAUGACUUUAUCGAAAAGGAUGUUCCAUGCUCAUCCUUACUACAUCCCUCUGACAUUAGCAAGAAUGUGUAUGGCUCGAUAACAAACAUCAAGUGCCAAUAUUUAGAUAAGGUUAGCGGACUCUUUAUGAUAUCUUUUGGUUCUGUUGAUUAUGAUAUUCAACCAGGAGAGACAACAAUUCAAAUUAAUGAUCUUGCUUUUGAAAAUGAGCAAAUCCAUCAACAAUACAUGCCAUUGACUGUGAAUGUACCUCAAAAUAUUUCACCACCAAAAGCUAUCAUUCAAAUGGCCAGUACAGAUAUCUAUAGUUCUUGCGACACAAUCACUAUUGAUGGCUCUUCGAGCUAUUCCAUAGAUGGCAAGCAAUUAUUGUAUUAUUGGUCACUUCUAGAUGCUACAACCAUGAAUCCUGUCUCAAUAUUACAAGGACAAUCCAUCUUUACACUUGAUUCUUCUCUUACAGCUGGUGACUACAUUAUGACCCUCUAUGUUAAAAGUAAGUGGUUAAAUUUGGUGAGUAGCACUGUGUCUUCCAAGAGAUUCACCAAAGCAGUAAAACCACUUCCUCUACUCAGUACAAGCAAUAAGGGAGAGACAAUUGUAAAGUAUACAAACCAAUUCCCUCUCACUGUAAAGAAAGUGAUUACACCUUCUGUAUGUCAAAGUGAUAGUGACGUAUUGCAAGUGGAAUGGACCAAGUUGAGUGGCUCAGCCAUAACAUUCAGUUCAGACUCUUACAAUAACUUGUUCAUUCCUUCUGUUAGCAAGUUUGGGACUCAAAAUUACACUUUUGAGGUGUCAGCUUUUUAUGCUUCCAACCCAUCAUUGAAAGCAUCCACUAUCGUUAAUAUUGUAACAAAGUCACCUGACCUCAUUCUUAGCAUUAUUCAAAGUGAAUCUACCAAAUACCAUACCACUAUUGAAGUUGAUUAUUUAGACCCAGAAAUGUCAUUGCAUGAUAGCUCAAUUGAAACAUGGACUUGGACCUGUUUGGAUAACACAAGUCCUGAACUAGUUAAUUUGCUCAACAAUGCAGGCUCAACAAAGGCUUCAGAAUUUGUAGUGUCAAGCUCAUUGUUCUCUACUAUCCCAUCCUCUGUAGAACUUAAACUGAGAGUUGAAAAAUUAGAUGGUCGAUCAAUUGAAAAGACAACCACUGUAUUCUUUGGUAAAGUUCCUCCACUAUUGAACAUUCUUCAUAUCGAGCCUUCCUCCUCUAUUUUACUUCCUGGACAAUUUUUGUCAAUUCAAGCCCUGCUUUAUGCUGAAUCUUCCUCUGUGAAUGCUACCUGGUUGCUGAAUGGAGCUGUUUUACAAAACACCUCUUGUAGUAACACAACAAUUGACAAGACAAUCACAAUUAUUAUUGACACCAAACAGCUCGAAGAAGGUUCAACCAAUGUUGUGACAUGCAUUAUUUUUGACAAAAAGACUGGUUUUUCAACUCAAUCAAGUUACUCAUUCACCAUUGCUGUAACCCCAAAACCUUGUGAUUGUACUAUUUCACCACUCAAGGGUCAAGCUCUAGAAACAGAAUUCAAGUUCUACUGUUCCAACUGCAAGAACAUUGAAGCAAAUAUUGAUUACAAGUACGGAUUCAUUGAUGAUAGAUCAGGAUCAAAAAUUGAGCUCUACAAGUUUGGUGACAUUUACUCUUCAAAGCUUCCAGCUCCUUUCAGUGGUUCUACCUUAACGUGUUACUUUGAGGUGAUUCAAACAGUUACUGGUGCCUCAAUAACUACUUAUCAAAAUUUGACCAUUUCAAAGCCAGUCAUUAGUGAUUUUUCAGAUGCCUCUAAAAUUGUUAAGGAAUGGGCUGAGAAGAGUUCUGAAUUUACCUCUAAGGGAGAAUUUAGUUCAAGCUUCUAUCAAUCAGCUACAACCUCAAGAACUGACUCUGUCUUGUUACAACAGCUUUUAAAGAAACUGUACAGUGUAUCAUCCAAACCAGUAAAAAGAACUAUAGAGUGUAUUCAUGGAAGAGACAUUUCAGGUGUCUGUAAAUGUGAAGAUGGUUGGAUUGGAUCUGAUUGCUCAGAUUCUAUUCAAGCUUUUUCUGAUAUUCAAGGAACCAAGAUGAUAGUACUCAGAGAUAUGAUUUACAUUGCGAAUAGUACUGACGGAUUCGUAAAUGAUUACUAUCUCUCCUUGUUAUCAUUCUCAAUUGACUCUCUGUUGAUCAAUUACCAAUUGCUCAAUUCCAAAACAAUAUCAGAAUCGCUUUUCACAUUGAAUAUGUUCCUUGAGUAUGCUUUGGCUGAUCCAAAUCUUAAAUUAGCUCCAGAGAUUGAAACAUUGCUUGUCAGUAGUGUAGAAUCUGCUUAUAGUUAUAUCAUCAAUAGACAAUACUUUGUAGAUCAAUCAACCAACUCUCGUAGAUUAUUGUCAGCUCUCAAAUUGUCCACUUGUUUAAUUGGACGAAAUAUUGUUGUGGGAAGUAAGAAACAACAAAAGACAGGGUCAUUCUACUCGAUGACUGUAAAUAGACACACAAUAUUUGACAUGCCUACCUCAAUUCAUGAUGAUGUUAGUAAGGCAUCUGUUCAAAUGGAAAACUACAUCUUUGAUUUCAGUCCUCAGGUUACUACACUUUUCAAGAAACCAUUUGUAUAUAUUUUCUCAAGUUCAAUUGAUGUAUUUUCUUUGAACACAAAGUUAACAAUCUCCCAAAAAGUCGAUUCACAAACCUAUCAAAUGUCUAGCUUAGUUUCACCAAUUGUUUCCCUUAAACUAAUUGAUUUGUCUAUUCCAGUUAAUUCGCAAUAUUUGGUUUAUGAAAUUCCUAUCAACAAAUCUAUUGCAAUCCAUGAAGUUAUUCACACUACAUUAGAUUAUAUAGAACAAGAAGUAAGAUAUUCUUGUGGCAAUUUUGAUGAUGGUUCAACAGAGGUUGCAGUUGAUUGCAUAAUGCUAUCAAUGAAUGAUACAUAUGCUGUAUGCAGAUGUAAACAAUUAACAAAUGUUUUCAUCAUGGAAACAGUAACAACAGUAUAUCAUUCAUUCACAUAUGUAGCAGGUGUUGUGCUCUCCACUGUAAUGUUUGCAUUAUGUCUGUGCGUAACUCUUGCAUCAAUUUUCUUCUGCAUUUGGUAUGGAGCUAGAAAGACUCAAAAAGUUACAUCAACUUCUGGUGAGGUAACCUAUGGUGGUGGACAAGUUUUUGUAAAAUCGAACAGUGUAGUUGUUCAUAAAUAUGAAGAAACCCCUCUUGAGCUUUCAGAAGCUACAGAAGAACAAGUCCAUCCAACUCUUUCAGCUACAUACAAUAAGGUUCCUCCACUCAAACUUCAAAAAUUGGAGGAUGCAAAUAGUUCAGUUAAAUUUACUGAAGUUGACUUACUAGAUUAA
Messenger RNA from Naegleria gruberi, 3876 nucleotides. RefSeq lists its product as uncharacterized. The transcript has a single exon. The record is from RefSeq and is a predicted model, not a curated record. The coding region runs from base 1 to 3876 and encodes 1291 amino acids. Lineage: Eukaryota; Heterolobosea; Eutetramitea; Acrasida; Naegleriidae.